Molecule: messenger RNA, 1129 nt
Organism: Cydia fagiglandana
Lineage: Eukaryota; Metazoa; Arthropoda; Insecta; Lepidoptera; Tortricidae
Exons: 1
Coding region: 185-1129 (314 amino acids)
Source: RefSeq, a predicted model, not a curated record
CGUACAGUGUAGACGUGUUCCAAAGUUAUAUUAAAAAUCAUUUACGCAAGACAUACAAAUCUCAACUAUAACAGUAGUGUACAGUGCAUUCAAAUUUGUCUAACGAGUGUUGUAUACAUACAUCCUUUCGACUGUGCGCCUGCACCACUGCGCUCAAACAGGUAAACAGCGCCACGGAUGUACAAUGUACGGUGACCUACUCGCUCGCUCGCCGAAUGGAGGCGGCAUCAACGAUGGAGCCGGCGGUUCUCAACCGAACUUAAGUGCCUUAUCUACGGACUAUGAUAGCCCUCAAAUUACGUUUCGAAAUAAACGUAAGCUGCAUACUGAUAAUGAUGAGAUCGUAAACGAGCUAUCUGAACUUAGAAAAGAAGUUGCAGAAAUGAUGAUAUAUAUGAGGACAACCAGUAGCAAACAAUCAGAAAAUAUAAGUAAGCUCUGUAAGGAUAUUACCGAUAUAAAAAGCCAGGUAAACACCAUAAGCAAUAAUAUGGCUACUAUAAGUACAGAGCAAGACAAGCUGCGGACAGAUGUGCAACGCCUAGUUGCCUCAACACAAGCCACAGAGGAGAGAAUUAAGCUCCUGGAAACUGAUAUCAACUUACUAAAGUCAUCCUCACCUGCAUGUACUAACCAAACGCCAAUAACCUACGAUUCUUACGAUAAACUAAUUAAUGAAUGUCAAGAACGAAACAUACGAAAUAAAAAUAUCGUUAUAGCUGGCAUAAUAGAAUCUACUGCUGAGAACGCCGCAGAACGACUAGAACACGACACACAAGAGGUAUUGAAAAUUACUAGAAUGGUUCUUAACGACUGCCCGGACCCUCAACAAAUAUUCAGACUAGGCAAAUAUCAGCCUAAUAAAAAUAGAGUCAUAAAAGUUUGUUUCGCAUCAGAAAAUGUAGCAAAACAACUACUCCGUAAAAAAAAUAAUGUCAAGCUAAAUACUAUAAAAAUCUACUCGGACCAGACCCCUUACCAGCGAGAAGUCCUAAAAAAACUGCAGCAGGAACUACAACAGCGAACUGAAAAUGGAGAGAGCAACUUACUUAUUAAGUACGAAAAAGGGGUACCUAAAAUAAUUAAGUCACAGCCAAAAAACUCCGCAGCGACGGUAAUCAAAUCUUGA